AUGGAGAUUCGUGACGACGCUGAAGAUCCUGCUCUGUGUGAUCCAUACAGGGUUGCCCAUAACAUUUUCAAUGACGAUAUUGCUAUUGCUUGUAGAAACAAUGUGCUUGUUUACUCAAAAUCCGGGAACUUGAAACUUAAAUGGACUGGUCUUCGAAAAGAUUUUAAUCCUCAUGGGAUCACGUAUGACAACUAUGGCAACAUCCUAGUAACCUGCUAUAAAAACAACCUCGUGUAUAUGUUGGAAGGGGAUGGCGAGGAGGACGUACAUGUCCUGUUAGAUGGACAGAAACACUCCAUGAUAACAAACCCUUGGGCGGUGGCUGUAGAUGUGUCAGGGAGGAUUUGGCUGGCUGGCACCCAGG
Molecule: messenger RNA, 364 nt
Organism: Pecten maximus
Lineage: Eukaryota; Metazoa; Mollusca; Bivalvia; Pectinida; Pectinidae
Exons: 1
Source: RefSeq, a predicted model, not a curated record